GGUAUAGCCUCGAUCGAUCAGGCCAUCAUACACAUACAAAACCUGCAGCCAUGGAGUCGAAGCCAAGCAUAGCGCCGUGGAAGGAACCAAGGGAGCUGUGCGCGCGAGACGACCGCGCCUCGGCCGCCGCGCGUCGAGCCAGCAUGCUCAUGGCCGCGAGCUCGGGCGACCGCCGGCAGCUGUGCCUGUGGCGGGGGGACAUCCUGGCGGCGGCGGCGGCGGCACCGCCAACUCAUGAAGUUGGCAUCGACGUCGUCGUUGCCGACGAUGAUCCCGCGCUGGAGGCCAUCGUCACGGACGAGACGGGCUCCUCCCCGCUGCACGUGGUGGCGGCCGCCGGGGACGACCGGCGCUACCUGGAAAGCGCCAGCGAGAUCUGCCGCAGGGCCAGGCGCCUCCUGGACACGCCGAACCGCGACGGCGACACGCCGCUGCACUGCGCCGCCCGGGCCGGGAACGCCGGGAUGGUCGCGCACCUCGUCGAGCUCGCCGGGGCCGAGGACGAGGCGAGGGCGCUGGUGCGCGCGCAGAACAGGCGCGGGGAGACGGCCCUGCAUGAGGCCGUCCGUUUUGGCGGCCCGGAGAUGGUCCGAGCGCUGAUGGCCGGGGACAGGGGGCUCGCCUGCGUCGUCGCGAACGAUGGCACCUCGCCGCUGUACCUCGCCUGCUCGUUGGGCCGUGGAGGUAUUGCUCGCGAGCUGCACCAAAAAGCCGACGGGCACGGGCUGUCCUACUCCGGCCCGGAUGGACAAAAUGCCUUGCAUGCUGCUGUCAUCCACCAUAAAGGUAUAACAAAGCUGCUGCUGGAGUGGAACAAGGACCUUGUCAACCAAAGAGACAUCAACGGAAGCACACCGAUGCACUUCGCUGCAUCAGCCGCAGACCCUUCCUUCCAAUUUACAAGUUUCGUUUUCACCACGAGCAACUUGGAGAGCCAUUUCUUGGGCUCCUCCUUCCUUCUACCUCAGAGAUGCUUAACAAGAUUCUACGAGUGGAAGGAGCUCCCUUUCCCCCUGCUGCUCGACGCCGAGCCAUCCCUAGCGUUCCAGCCGGACGUCCAAGGGUCGUACCCGGUGCACGUCGCCGCGUCGGCGGAGAGCAUGGUGGCCAUCAUCGUCCUGCUCACCAAGUACCCCGGCUGCGCCGGGCUGCGCGACGCCAUGGGACGGACCUUCCUCCACGUCGCGGUCGAGAAGAAGAGGUUCCAUGUCGUGAAGUUCGUGUGCCACCGCGCGAGCUCUUUCAAGCCGAUGCUCAACGUGCAGGACAAGGAUGGGAACACCGCCUUGCACCUGGCUGUCAAGCAAGGGGAGCUGGACAUCUUCAGAUGCCUCAUCAGGAACCGCAAUGUCAAAAUAAACCUGCAGAAUAACCAAGGGAACACUCCCAUGGAUCUCGCCCUGGGGAAAGUCCGCUCUGGAUUUUACUUCGGACUGACUGCACCUCGGAGGAUACUCGGCAUGCUAACCUUCGCGAACGCUCAGACUUCCAGCGCCAACCGCCGGCGCGAUCAGAUGGAGGAGUACAACCCGAGCCUGAACGAGGAGGAAGAAUCGAGCAAGAUAAAGGACUUCGCGCAGAUCGUGGGCAUCGGCUCCGUGCUCGUCGCGACGGCGACGUUCGCGGCGGCCAUAACCAUACCGGGGGGCGUCAGGACCCCCGGCGACGCCGCGCCGACGCCCGCCCCCGCCCCCGCCCCCGCCGGGACGCCGUUACUCACGGGGAAGUACGCCUUCGACGGGUUCGUGGUCUCCAAUACGCUGGCGUUCAUCUGCUCCACCCUGGCCACCUUCAGCCUCGUCUACUGCGGGGUCGCCGCCGUCGACAUCCAGCGGCGGUUCACGCUGGUGUCCUUCUCCCUGGCGCUCCUGCUCUGCGCGGCGCGGAGCUUCUGCGCCGCCUUCGCCUUCUCCCUCUACCUGCUGCUCGCGCCGGUGGAGCGUGGCACCGCCAUCGCGGCCUGCGUGAUGACGUCGCUCGCGCUGCUCGACGGGCUCUGGUUCCUCAUCACCAGCUUCCACGACACCACGGUCCUCCUUAGCGGAAGAACUAAGCUGACGUUCCUGAAACUAGGUACCGGAUUCGUCGCCAAUAUCAUAUAUCUCUUCUGGCCCUACCUCGUGAUCUUCGGCUACCUGUCCAUCGAUGAUGCAAAAAAUCUAGGAGACUUUUAAGUCGUUCUAGCUCGCCACGACCAUUAUGCUUUUUGCAAGCACCAGGGAAUUGACUCAAAAGAUGGGUUAAGAACUAUUCAAAUUAAAUUGUUUUGCUUGUGUAUGUGUGUAUUUUUUUAUAUACAACUAUGUUACAUGGAACUUGAACGAUUGUUCUUUCCUUCA
Setaria italica (foxtail millet) is the source of this 2339-nucleotide messenger RNA. RefSeq names its product protein ACCELERATED CELL DEATH 6. Bases 51 to 2174 code for a protein of 707 amino acids. Lineage: Eukaryota; Viridiplantae; Streptophyta; Magnoliopsida; Poales; Poaceae. The transcript has 3 exons. The record is from RefSeq and is a predicted model, not a curated record. Gene Ontology annotation, molecular function: protein phosphatase regulator activity; protein phosphatase 1 binding. Gene Ontology annotation, cellular component: plasma membrane.